CGCAGCGCCACCGCGCGCUUUCGCGAUUCUCGCGCGAGAUAUUCGAAUGGGAAUCGUGAGAAGAGAGAGAUGAUGAACGUCGCGGCGGCGAACGGAAUAGAUCUGUAUUCGAGAAAACGAGUCGAAUCGCGCACGGUACAGAGUACCGGUAUUCAUAGAUGGAAUCGGAGCCCGCGCGUCGAGGAUGCGAUCCCGAAUAUCCAUGGAUAUCCGCUCCUGUCUGCGAACGGAGUACCCUCGAGAUUGGAGGCGCCGGCGACGGCGGCGACGGUAGCGGCGGACUUUCAGACGCGAGUGCCAUCGUCCGCGUUUCCCGCGCGACCGCUUCGAGAGCCGCGCGCCGCGACGGCCACCAGAACGCGUCGCCCCGUGUCGUCGUCGUCGUCGUCGUCGUCGUCACCAACCGGUGUCGCCGGCUUAGCUCAGAAACGUUCAUCGACGCGGCGUACGGGCGUCGGCCUAACCUCGCCCCGCGCCGACGCUUCUCGCAUAUGUCAGUGUGACGACGAGCUGCCAGAUCACCGACAACGAAGUAUGACCGUCUGGGAGAGGCUGCGUAAUCCGUGCGGCUGGCGCGCGGGCGCUAAGCAGAUCUCAGUCGAUGCGAUGCUACCGUUGCUCGUGGUGCCGAUCCUGGCGGUGAUCGCCGCCCAGACCGUCCUCUGUACGGUCGUCGUAUUCCUGGUCACGCCGGUCCUCGUAUACUACCUACACCACAACUUUCUCAGGUUUCUGCUGCGUACCAAGUUUUUCCUCAUGUGGACGAUCACCAGUGUGCUGAUGAUGAUGCUGGUGUUCGAGAUGAGCGUCGUGCCGCUAUUGGAGAUCCUGCCUGAGGAGAAUUUCUUGUUUAUGAUGUGCGUAGUCGGCGGCAUGUGCUGUGGCUACAGAGCCAAGGUGAAUGCGGAUGAUGCGGUACAGGAUAGCAUCAUCGGCUUGCAGAGUCUGGAACUGGGUGAGGGCAGCGGUGAGCUCUGCGCUACCUGCAGGAGAAGAGCACCACCCAGGGCUCAUCACUGCCGCUUGUGUCAGACUUGUAUUCUUAACAGGGAAUAUCAUUGUAAAUGGCUGGAUUGUUGCAUAGGUUCUAGCAAUCUAAGAUGGUAUUUGGGUUGCUUAUUCUUUUCCGCAAUCGCUUUUAUCUAUGGUUCCAACUUGACUAUGACUAGCGUUUGCCAUCCUUUCAUACUCAUCGGAACUGUACUCUUACCAGAUAACUGUAGCGAUGUGUAUCAUCAACUGGACCUCGCUCUCUGCUUCGUCUCUGCUUUGUACAGUCUUCUCGUGGGUCUAGUGCUCUUUUGUUAUCUCGUAUACCACCUAUGGUUGCUCUCCCUCGGCACGACGUCAAACGAGCGACGAUUAGAUACCAGAAGUCAAUACGAUCAUGGAAUAUUAAAAAAUGUGUCUCGACUGUUCUGCUGCAAAACCUAAAGAUAUUAUUUGUAAACUAGGUUACUGAAUUUACUUCACACGGUGUAUGUAUGUACAUGCUGUACAAAGGAUAUAACGAAAUCAAAUUUGGACAAACUAGAAAAUGGUAAGGCCAAAAUAAUUGUCGUAAUGCUAAGUCAUGCGUCGAUAAUAAUAGCAACUCCACGCGAAAUAAUUCAUACAAUCAUUAAUAUCAGAUCGUGCAUUAUCUUUAUCUACUUAAUGUAUCCUAAUAUAAGGUAAACGUUCCAAAAGUUGAAUAUGACUUAGUAUACAAUGAACAGUGUAAUAAAUAUUUAUAAUUAUUAAACUUUCUA
Molecule: messenger RNA, 1751 nt
Organism: Pogonomyrmex barbatus (red harvester ant)
Lineage: Eukaryota; Metazoa; Arthropoda; Insecta; Hymenoptera; Formicidae
Gene: GABPI
Product: zinc finger DHHC-type palmitoyltransferase GABPI
Biological process (GO): peptidyl-L-cysteine S-palmitoylation; protein targeting to membrane
Cellular component (GO): endoplasmic reticulum; Golgi apparatus
Molecular function (GO): protein-cysteine S-palmitoyltransferase activity
Source: RefSeq, a predicted model, not a curated record